AUGAAAGCUCAGACAGUCGGAUGGUUGAUAGUUCUGGCCCUGAUAAAAAAAUUUUCUUGUAACACAGACACUCCUUUUGAACUACAAAAUAAAGUGGAGGCUACAGAGGGGUCAUGCAUUGAAAUAAAAUGCAACAUCACCAGAGACAUCUCCCCAUCCCCUGAUAAGUACUGGUUUUGGAUGAAGAAUGGACAUUGGGAUGGGUCUGAUUAUGAUGGAACUAUUAUUUACAGUUCAAAUACCCAGAAACGUCCUAUCAGUCCAGAAUAUAAAGGCAGAGUAGAAGAAAUCGGCUCUCCAUCAUGGUCAAAGAAUACACAAUGCAGUAUUUUGAUCCACAACCUGACCAAAAUGGACAGUGGAAACUAUUCUUUGAGAUAUGUAGGCCGAGAUAAAUGGUUCCAAAAAGCUCAGACGAACCUCAGAGUUCACCAAAAUCUAUGCCCUAUAAAUUUUGAAAAACCACCCAUAGUAAAGGAAAAUGAGACUGUGACACUGACAUGCUCUACUGACGUGAAUUGUCCAUCAAAUCCACAAAUUGACGGUUUGACACAACUACCAAAGAGCAACCCACUGACUGAAAACAAAAAAAGCACCAUGGUCAGCUUUACAGCCAACUGGAUGGAUGAUGGGAACGAGUUUUCAUGCCAAAUACAGGAUCAACCAGACAAAUGUAUGGCUCGAAAUAUCAGUGUGGUAGUAGAAUACCCAACUCAAUAUUUGACCUGUCUUAUUUCUCACACAGAUGCUCCUAAACACACAUCCGCUACGGUAAGCCCUGAACACAUCACAGAAGGACAAACUGUGACUCUCAAAUGCUCUGCCAAAGGACGCCCUGACCCCACAUAUACCUGGUUUAAAAAUGCAGACCAAGUCCAACAGAUGGAUAUUGAUAAAGGCAUUUGGAAGAUAUCAUCAAUUACUUCUUCACAGAGUGGAGAAUACCAUUGUAAAGCUACAAACAAGCAUGGGACAACAAGCUCGAACCCGGUUUUUAUUAAUGUUACAUAUGCCCCUAAAGUUAAGAUAGAGAUGACACCACAUCGGUCUCCAAUCAGACAAGGACUUCAAAUGACUUUAGAAUGCAAUGUGAUGGCAAGCAACCCAUCACCAAGCAGUUUCGCUUGGUUUAAAGAUGAUGCAUUCAUUACAAUGGGACACACAUAUUAUGUUCAGCAGAUCAAACCUGAAGACAGUGGUAGAUACAGCUGUGAAGCGUAUAACACUGCAGGUUCUGGAAGAUCAGAGCCAUUAUUAAUUGAGGUUGAAUACAGGCCCAGGAACACAAACAUUUUAAUCUCUGGCUAUGUGAAAACAGACACACAUAGAGUGAAAGCUGGUCAGAGCCUCACAUUCACCUGCGAUACUGAAGCCAAUCCUGCCCCGUUCAAUUACUCCUGGUACCGUUACAAUACAAAUAAACAGACUGUCUCCUUGCAGUGGACGUCCACCACAACUUCUAACAACCUCCUAUAUUUCGAGAGUGUGAAAAGGGCAGAUGAAGCAUUUUACUUCUGCAACGCCACCAACAGCAUCGGUACAGGGGACAAUAGCAACCAUAUAUGGAUACAAGUACUUUAUCCUCCCACCAACGUCAUGUUGACUAUGGACACCGAGGUCAGGUCAGGUGAGCUCAUAACCAUCAGCUGCACCGUUGAAAGUUACCCGCUGUCAAGUCUCACCUUGACUAGGACUUCCACAUCGAGCUCUCGGUCUUUAGAGUGGCACAUGACAGCUAAUGUUGGGCACAAGAACAUGUUUUCCCACCGUUUUAACGUAACUUCAGCCGACACAGGCUUUUACACCUGCUACGCCAACAACAGCAUCGGAGAACAGACAAGCACACAGAGGAAGUUGAUGGUGAAAUAUAUUCCUCAAAAUGUGACCAUAAAAGCUCAUCCUGACCUUGAAGUAACUGAAAAUAAAACGUUGACGCUAAACUGCAGUGCCCAAUCCUACCCAUCAGUGAAGUCUGUCACCUGGACGAAGGUGAUGGAUGGGAAAGAUGUUGUUGUGAAAAAGACUCUUUCACUCAAUCAACCUUUCACUCUAAAGUCUGUCACUCCAUCUGACAGAGGGAAUUAUAGCUGUACAGCCACUAAUGAACUUGGAUCUGGAAAAUCAAAGCCAGCCAAUGUUGAGGUCAAAUAUGCUCCAAAACACACAACGAUCACAAGAAUAGCAGUGCAGCAGCUGGAGGACGGGAUGCAUGCUGUGACAUUGAGCUGCAACAGUCUCUCUUAUCCCCCAGUUAGACAAUACGUAUGGUACAUGAAGAAGGAUGAUUACCAAGGAAAUAUCGAAGUUUCAUACCAUCAGAACUAUACAGUGAACUCAGACAAACCGGGAGUCUACUACUGCACUGCAGAAAAUGAAAUAGAUAAAAGAAUGUCUGAUCCAAUCGAGAUGUUUCUUUACAGUCGCUUGACAAAGAUUUUGAUCUUCAUGUUUUUUUUUAUUCUUAUAAUUUUCGCACUUGUCUUUAUUAUCAGGAGCAAUCUGAUGAGCGAGCCUAGUUUGGCAGAGCCUUCCAGGAGCAGAGAUGACCUCUUGCCAGAACGCCGUCCAAUGGCCCAACCAUGCCAGCCUCCUCCAGACAGAACAGCUGCAUCCAACACCAACACAGUUUACUGCACCGUGAAUUUGCCCGCAAAACAGGGUUCCUCAACACAAGGUGGACACGUGAACAAUGAUGCCCUCAACAACACUGCUUUACACGUUGGAAAUAAGAAAAAGCAGUCAGAAACGGAAAAGGACACGUAUGCUGUGGUAUCCAAGCCAAAGCUACCCAAAAAGAAAAAACAAGAAACGCUGGAGGUCUAUGAAAACUUGGGUAAAGCACGAGUCAAAUCUCCAAAUCCACUAAACUAUGACACAGACACCAGUGAGGAUGAACGAGAGGUCAACUAUACACAGGUGACCUUUAACGUAAAGCAGGGACAUCAGAGAGCCAACACAGACACCCGUGAGGAUGAACGAGAGGUCAACUAUACACAGGUGAAGUUUAAAGCAAAGCAGGGACAUCAAAAAGCCAACACAGACACCCGUGAGGAUGAAGGGGAGGUCAACUAUACAAAAGUGACCUUUAACCCAAAGCAGGGUCAUCAGAGAGCCAGCACAGACACCAGCAGCUCUGAUGAGGAAUAUGUUACUCAAUACUCAGAAGUCAAAAUCUGAGUAAAGACACAUAAUAAAUCCAUUAAUGUAUAUAUACUAAUCCUAUGUUAAAAAGUUGUGCCUGAGCUAACAUGUUCAUAAUCAUCAUCAGGGUUUGUUUAUUCAA
Scomber japonicus (chub mackerel) is the source of this 3283-nucleotide messenger RNA. RefSeq lists its product as uncharacterized. Bases 1 to 3177 code for a protein of 1058 amino acids. The record is from RefSeq and is a predicted model, not a curated record. Lineage: Eukaryota; Metazoa; Chordata; Actinopteri; Scombriformes; Scombridae. The transcript is spliced from 15 exons.